GCGCUACAAAGCAGAUAGAUCCACGGAGCGCCUCCCUUUAAAUCUAAACUUCGCAACCCUCUCUCUUCCUCUUUCAGCCUCCCUCGUCUCUCCUCUCCUCUCCUUUCACACGCAGACUCUCUCCCCAAAAGUAAACAAAAACAAGGUUACUUGCUUUGAGAGUAGUGGUAGUACUGGAAGAAGGAGGAGGAGGAGAGGGGGGAGAUUGACUAAUCAUAUUCAGAUCAAGAUGCAGCAAGGCAACGGUCCUGAUCAGAACCCAUCUCCACAACACCAACCUCAACAUCCUCAUCAACAACAGUGGGUCCCACACAUGCAGCAGCAGCAGCAAUGGAUGGCGGCUAUGCAGUAUCCAGCAGCUGCUAUGGCGAUGAUGCAGCAGCAGAUGAUGAUGUAUCCUCAUCAACAACAUCACCAUUACAUGGCUUACUAUCAACAACAACAACACCAACACCAACAGUAUGAAAAUAAGCAGCAGCAGUAUCAUCAAAAGCAGCAAAAACAACUACAGCAACAGGGAUCUAACGAGGAGGCUAAAACUAUAUGGGUUGGUGACUUGCUUCAUUGGAUGGACGAGGCUUACUUGCACAAUUGCUUCUCUCAUACCGGAGAGGUAUCAUCUGUAAAGAUUAUCCGCAAUAAGCAAACUGGUCAACUGGAAGGGUAUGGAUUCGUAGAGUUUUAUUCCCGUGCAGCAGCUGAGAAAGUCUUGCAGAGUUAUAGUGGCUCUAUGAUGCCAAAUACAGAACAACCUUUUCGUCUCAACUGGGCAAGUUUUGCCGGUGAAAGGCGAGCAGAUCCUGGUUCUGAUCUAUCUAUAUUUGUUGGUGAUUUGGCUGCAGAUGUGACCGAUUCAAUGUUGCAGGAAACCUUUGCUGGAAAAUAUCCAUCCGUCAAGGGAGCAAAGGUUGUCAUUGAUUCUAAUACUGGCCGUUCAAAAGGUUAUGGUUUUGUUAGGUUUGGUGAUGAAAAUGAGAAGACAAGGGCCAUGAUGGAGAUGAAUGGUGCUUUUUGCUCAAGUAGGCCUAUGCGGAUAGGAGUUGCGACCCCUAAAAAGCCAUCUGCAUAUCAACAGCAGUAUUCUUCACAAGCUUUAGUUUUGGCUGGUGGACAUGCAUCAAAUGGUGCGAUGGCCCAAGGAUCACAAUCUGAUGGUGACUCUAACAAUACAACUAUAUUUGUGGGAGGAAUCGACUCUGAUGUCACUGAUGAGGAUCUCAGGCAGCCGUUUUCUCAAUUCGGUGAAGUUGUCUCUGUGAAAAUACCAGUUGGAAAAGGAUGUGCAUUUGUACAAUUUGCUAAUAGAAAGAAUGCUGAGGAUGCACUGCAGAGUUUGAAUGGAACAACAAUUGGCAAGCAGACAGUUCGCCUUUCCUGGGGUCGCACUCCAGCAAACAAGCAGUGGAGAGGGGAUCAUGGUAAUCAGUGGCAUGGGGGGUAUUUUGGAGGGCAAGGAUAUGCUGGAUAUGGAUAUGCUAUGCCACCAAAUCAGGACCCAGGCAUGUACGUUGCAGCUGCAGCUUCCGGGGUGUCUUAACUUGGGAACAGCUUGUAAUCUGAAUGAGCAGGACAGGCUUUAAAUGCAGUCAUUAUAUAUUUGUACUUUGUGAGAGUUUUGUAGCGUGAUUGAAUUUUUAUUUUUGAGUUGUGUUAGGGUUUGUAUUAAUAUUUACUAGAAUUUUGAGAUCUGCUUGGAAAGACUGAUUAUUUGGGCGGGAGAAUCAUAUUUAUCUGUUUAGACUUGAAACUCUAAACAAGAAAUUAUGAGGGACAAAGCUUUGAAUAUUUGUUAGUUCUGCCCAUAAAUAAGCUGAAGCUUAAACUGAGAAGUUAUCACCAA
Messenger RNA from Populus nigra (black poplar), 1840 nucleotides. Its product is annotated as polyadenylate-binding protein RBP47-like. Gene Ontology annotation, molecular function: mRNA binding. Gene Ontology annotation, cellular component: cytosol. NCBI's taxonomy places the organism in Eukaryota, Viridiplantae, Streptophyta, Magnoliopsida, Malpighiales, Salicaceae. The transcript has 6 exons. The record is from RefSeq and is a predicted model, not a curated record. Bases 230 to 1537 code for a protein of 435 amino acids.